AGCUUCUUCAAUGUUGUUGGAGCUGCUCCCAUCCAGACAAGCGGGGAGAAUUCCAUCACACUCCUGACUUGUGCCUUGUAGAUGGUGGACAGGCUUUCGGGAGUCAGGAGUAAAGAUUAAAGAAGAACAAGGAGAAUGAAGAAAAUGAAGAAGAAAAAGAAUGGAAAGAAACCAAAUAUUUCCAUCAUAAUUGAAAAGUUUUUGAAAAGUUACAGAUGGCACUGUGCUCAGACCUCCAGCGCUGUCAGCUCAAUGCUGAUUCAGAGUCUGCAGAAAUGCAUUGAAAACGAACAUAUGCUCACAAAGUUUAUACUUGCACGUCCUGAGACAACUGCAGUUGAUUUGCCAUCAGUCACUUUGCAGCCAUUGCUAAUGACAAUCCGAGAUGAACGUUACAUGUAUGGGAAAGAAUUGUGUGUCUGGCACAUUGCUGUGAACAAUGAGGAUAUAGCAAAUUUAGCAAUAGUCCUUGAACUCCGUGGACGAACAUCAUAUCCAUUUUCCAAACUUGAGCUGUUGGACUGUGGGAUAGAUACAUGGUCAAUAGAAAGGCUUGGGAAAGCAGUCAAUGUUAGUGCACUGACCUGCAUCGUCCUGGAUUUUAAUGAACUUUGUGAUGAAGGUGCCAGAGGCCUGUGCCAUGGCCUGAAAGGGAAUGGACAGCUAUUGACGCUGAGCAUGUGUCACUGUCACCUGGGACCUCCAAGUGGCUCAUUAUUGGGAGACCUUGUUGCCAAUACUGCUAUCAGGGAUCUCUUUUUGGAUGGCAACAAUUUACAAUGCGAAGGAGCUUGCAAACUUAUCACAUUUAUUGCAGAUUAUGCAGAAAACAUGGCCAGGAUGAAAUUUGGUGCAUCAAUACAUCUUGAGGAGGAUCUAUUAACACAGUCCCUGGAAGCAGCUGACCAAUCUGGCUUGUACUCGGCCAUGUCGAAACAGUGCUUUGGACAAAGGGCCAUCACUGACCAGGCAGGUAUCAUGAACAACGUCGAUACCGGAUCAAAGAAGAAAAAGAGAAGGGAAGAUAAGCAGGAACUCGCACAGAUUGCUCCCUGGUUAUCCAGAUUGCACCUGACAGAUAAUGGCAUUGAUGGAAGAGGAAACAGCAGCAUCAUGGGUCCAAUAAUGUUUACUCAAGUAUUGUGUCAGCUGAUCAAGUUUUCAGAUCAUUUGACAGAACUGGAUCUGGAUAAUAAUAGCCUGGGUGAGCUUUGUGGAAAAGAAAUACUGAAAGCCUUAAGGGAGAGGAAAGAAGCAAAGCUGCAGAGUUUAAACAUCAAAGUGACAGCUCAAAUGAAUGAGGAUACUUUUAGCAACAUUUUGAACAGCUCCAAAAAACUGAAGAAAAGUAAGAGAAAGAAGAAAAAGAAGUAACCGGAUGGAAUGAUGGAUGAGUGACCUACAGGAGUAUUGGAUCUAGCUUUAAAGAGAGCUGGAACUACAGUUUCCUCUCAACAAAGAACAAAAGCUCAGAAUCUUGAAAACAGACUUUGUUCUCAUUAGUGUGAUGGUGCAUGCCCUUCAUAAUGUUUUCAUAACUUUUCUGUCCUCUUGUGCUUGGGGGAAUGAGCCAUAUUUCCUGAUUUUAGCAAAAACCAAGGUCUGUUCGAUAGGUUCUAAAUUUCUUUUGCAGCAAGCGAAUGUUACCUGAAGGAGAAUAAGCCACGUGCUUCCUAGCACGUUAUCCUUUUACAAACAAAUGAAUUAGAAGUUGGAGGCCAUUCAGCCCUUUGAGCUCAGCAAGUAGUUCAGUAAGAUAUCGGCCAAUCUUAUUGUGGCCUCUCAACUCCAUUUUCUUGCCUGCUCCAAUACCCUUUGCCGCUCUUGUUGGACAAGAAUCCAUCUGUCUUCACACAGUAUUGAACCUGCUUCCAUCACUUCCUGGAAAAGAGAAUUCUACGGACUCUGAGAGAACAGGCCUUUACUCAUCUCUAUCUUAAAUGGGGGACCUGUAUUUUGUAAACCGUGUUCUCUAGCCCAAGUCAAUACAGUGUGGAUCGGGAGGAACACAGCAGGCCAGGCUGCAUCAGAGGAGCAGGCAUAAACCAGAAACAUCAGCUUUCCUGCUUCUCUGAAGCUGCCUGGCCUGCCGUAUUCCUCCAGCUUCACACUGUGUUAUCUCUGACUCCAGCAUCUGCAGUUCUUGCUAUCCCCUGGUCCAAAUCUUUCUCACGAGAGAAACAUUUCAACAUCCACCCUGUCAAGUCAGAUCACGUAUGUCUUAAUGAGAUCAGCUCUCAAUCCUCGAAACUCCAAUGAAUACAGACCCAAGAUGGCAGAGCUUUCCUUGUCCCAGGAAUCAGUCGAAUGAACCUCCUCUAACCUGAUUUGAAUGCAAUUAUGUCCCUUCAUAAAUAAAGAGAUGCGGUCCUCUAGCUAUGGUCUCACCAAUACUCGUACAGCUGUAACAAAACAUCCCCACUUUCAUAUUCCAAUCUCCUUAUAAUUAAUAACCACCUUCUAUUUGCCUUUCUAACCACUUGCUGUCUCUGCAUAUCAACAAGUUGAGGUUCUCAUACUCAGGGCAUGCGGAUCCCUCUAUACCUCAGAGUUCUACAAUCUCUCCCUAUUUGAGCUGUUUUUCCUGUUGCAGCAUAGAUCUUACAGCUCCUCUGACAUAGCAGGCUUAGUUAAAGAAUUAUUAUUGUUCUAUUACAAUUAUUAUAUUUCAAGUAUAAGAUUUUUGUUCAUUUUAUUUCAUGAACAUUGAAAAAUACCAAAAAACCCAAAAUAAUUGAUUCAGAGAUAGUAGGAACUACAGAUGCUGGAGAAUCUGAGAUAACAAGGUGUAGAGCUGGAUGAACACAGCAGGCCAAGCAGCAUCAGAGGAGCAGGAAGGCUGAUAUUUCGGGCCGAGACCCUUCUUCAGAAAGGCCUAAAACAUCAGCCUUCCGGCUCCUCUGAUGCUGCUUGGCCUGCUGUGUUCAUCCACCUCUGCACCUUAUUAUCCCAAAAAAAUUGAAUUUUUGGACUUUUUUUUAAAUGAGCUUUUCAGGGCCUUUGAUGAAUGCCUGAGGUUUUUUUUAUUCUAAGUUUAGAAGGCUAUAAAACAUUAUACAUGUUAAAGGGUGUUUUUUUGUAAUUGCAAAAGCGUUUUUUGGAAGAACUGAACAGUUUGUUUUAAAAAUAAGGAGUUGCAUUUUCAUUUUGGGGAGUCCUGGUUGGCUCUGGAGGAAUUCAUUGAAGAGGAGGCUUUUUUUUAUUCAUUUAAUCAGCUAAGUCAUUGAUUUUAUCUGAGAUCUAUAUGUUUCAUAUAUGUGGUAUGAAAGAGCUGCCCAUAUUUGAAAGACACAAAAUGGCUGACAAGGGGGUAACAGAAUUCAAAAGCCAGCUCCAGCAUUUAGACACAAAAUGGUGGACAAGUGAUUAAAACAGAAUUAAACACCUGCUCCAGCAUCUAAGUGGUGCACAAUGGUACCAUUGAACAGUGGUUACUCCAAGAUGAACAGGAGGCCCUGCACAAACAGCAAUCAGAGACAGUUCAUUAAGAUAUUUCUGAAGAAGGAUCCAGACCUGAAACAUCAGCUUUCCUGCUCCUCUGAUGCUGCCUGGCCUGCUGUGUUCCUCUUGAAGGGACUUGAAAUAUAAUAAUUGUAAUAAAGCUAUAAUAAAGCUCUGCACCUUGUUAUCCCAGCUCGAUUAGAGGAUGUUCAUGGGCAGACAGCUUGAAAAUUUGUAACAAACAUUGAAGAAGAAGUCAAAACUUCUGAACAAAAGGGAUUGUGGCUCAUAAAAUUUGAAGGAUCAAAUAAGCUCAUCAAACCGUGAUAUGUGAUUGAUUUCCGCCUCAUUAAUGAAAGGAUGUUAAUCCAUGAGGUGAACUGCGUCAGUGAGAACAAGGGGUGUAAAUCUCAUUCUUGGAGACAGCCAAAUGGUAUAGCUUAUAGGCCGUGGGCACAGCCUUAAAAUUAGAGGGGGUAAAUUUAAAACUGAAAUGAGAUGACAUUUCUUCAGCUAGAGAGUGGUGGGCUUGUGGAAUUCAUUACCGCAGAGUGCAGUGGAGGCUGGGACGUUGGAUGCCUUCAAGGCAGAGAUCGACAAAUUCUUGAUCUCAGAAGGA
Molecule: messenger RNA, 4060 nt
Organism: Stegostoma tigrinum
Lineage: Eukaryota; Metazoa; Chordata; Chondrichthyes; Orectolobiformes; Stegostomatidae
Exons: 11
Coding region: 136-1374 (412 amino acids)
Molecular function (GO): protein binding
Source: RefSeq, a predicted model, not a curated record